UUCCAGAAGUGAAUAAACUUAAGGACUAAUUUGGUAUUUUACUCUCAUUUCUUUUUCGGAAGAAAAAAAUAAAGGAGAAAAAAAAACAUGAAACAAAAAUAUUGGAAAAAGGAAAACGGGCAAUCGCUGACGGUAGUGACAGAGAGUGAAGAACUCUACGCACAAUUUCUCCGGCGACCAGAAAGAAGUGGAUAAAAACGGCGUCGUUUCAUCUUUUUCGGCAGAUUACAAGGGAAUUUGAUUUUGUGCUGAAUGUGGAGAUAAUGUUAAAUGUUGGUGAAACUGCACAAAAAUAAUGCAGGUCGUCUUCUUGUGCUGAGAGGGACAUAAAGACCCAAGAUCUACUUUAUAGGCCAUAGUCUGAGACCAACAUGCAAGCAGCUUCUCAUUGCUAUCCUCUUCUUCACUUUUCUGGAAGAGGCAGGUCUAGUAAAUUGAGUAAUCACACAAGUGUAAAAUUUUUGAGCUUGAACCGGAUUCCCCAGAAAUUUGACUUUAAUGUAGGAGCUCAGAUCCAGAAGGUUCUAAAACCUUCCAAACUGAAAAGGUUCUGUGUGAUUCCUAACUCUAAUGAUGGUUAUCCAAGUCUCUCUGUCUCUGAAGAGGACACAACGACAUCUGAAAAAGACACAUCUACGGUGGAAGAAUGGGAAAAUGGUGGAGAAACGUUCUUGAGUAAGUGGUCACCUCCCAGGUACUUAUGGAGGGGAUUAUCAGUUCUUAUCUUGGCAGGGCAGGUUAUUGUUAGGAUCAUAAAGGGUAAAAUCCACUGGAGGAAUACUCUUCAGCAGUUGGAAAGAGUUGGACCUAAAUCAGUGGGUGUAUGUUUGUUAAUUGCAGCUUUUGUUGGCAUGGCCUCCACUAUCCAGUUUGUUAGAGAAUUCACUAGAUUAGGGUUGAAUAGAUCUGUUGGUGGAGUUUUGGCCCUUGCCUUUUCAAGAGAGCUAAGUCCAGUUGUCACAUCAAUUGUAGUUGCUGGGUGUAUCGGUAGUGCAUUUGCUGCAGAACUGGGUACAAUGCAGGUAUCUGAGCAGACGGACACACUUAGAGUUCUUGGUGCAAAUCCUGUUGAUUAUUUGGUGACACCAAGAGUGAUUGCUUCCUGCAUUGCCUUACCAUUUUGGACCCUAAUGUGCUUUACUGUUGGAAUGGCAUCCAGCGCCUUUUUAGCUGAUGGUGUUUAUGGAAUUAGCAUAAACAUAAUUUUGGAUUCUGCUCAGAGAGCUCUUAGAUCAUGGGACCUUGUCAGUGCGAUGAUUAAAUCACAGGUGUUUGGUGCUAUUAUAUCUAUCAUAAGCUGUGCUUGGGGAGUCACCACAAUGGGAGGUGCCAAAGGGGUUGGAGAGUCUACUACUUCAGCGGUAGUUUUAUCUCUUCUUGGCAUAUUCGUAGCUGACUUUGCUCUCUCUUAUUGUUUCUUCCAGGGUGCUGGUGAUUCCCUGAAGAACUGUGUAACAUUUCUCGUGUUUUUCAUUUAUUGAAGUUUCACAAUAUGCUAUAGCCAUGUUAAUUUAUUGUUUCGAGAGAGUUGACAUUGAUGAAUGAAUGAAUGAAUGAGAAAUGGAUGUAUGUUAGUAUGAA
Capsicum annuum is the source of this 1581-nucleotide messenger RNA. Its product is annotated as protein TRIGALACTOSYLDIACYLGLYCEROL 1, chloroplastic. Gene Ontology annotation, biological process: phospholipid transport. The coding region runs from base 372 to 1481 and encodes 369 amino acids. Gene Ontology annotation, cellular component: ATP-binding cassette (ABC) transporter complex. NCBI's taxonomy places the organism in Eukaryota, Viridiplantae, Streptophyta, Magnoliopsida, Solanales, Solanaceae. The record is from RefSeq and is a predicted model, not a curated record. The transcript is spliced from 4 exons.